AUGCAAGUUAUCGUUCCAGUCGAAGCUUCCACUGAGAUCAUUUUGGUUGACGUUGCGUCUUCAUCUCAAAAGAAAGCCAUGAAACGUCUCACUUGCCGAAAGUGUGAAGGACACGGUCUGUACGCCAUCCUGAAGGGGCAUGCUGGAGUCUGUCCGUACAAGGAUUGCAACUGCGGAACCUGUUCAUCUGUGAUGAGCAUGCGAGCCAAUGCUCUAAUCCGAAGGUUCCGGCAUCGUCAACCGGAUCAGUCCACGGCUGUGGUCAAGGCUCUCCGAUCCAAGAAUGGUAACAUGCGCCUGCGCAUAGUGGCCAGAAACGAAGAGGAGACUUUGGUCGAACCGGAUGGAACCUUGGUGACCUACACCAGUGACAAGAAUGGACAUCAAACCUACACCACUACCACUCGCCGCAGUUCAAUUCUAACAACUACAACUGAUGACCGAGAUAGUGUGAUCUCUACCCCACCGAGCACCACCAAUGACAGCACUCCUUCCGGAUCUCCACCACUGCUCUCUCCUUACGGAGAGAUGGAUCUCACUAUGGAAGCACUCGGCGCUGCCGGUGUCGACGUCACCAGUCUCUUCAAACAAUCAUUGAUCAAUCAACUCCUUCAAAAUCCAACUGCCGUCACUCCAGCUCUUAUCACGUUCCUCCUCCAGCCAUCUCCACAAGUCUUCGAACCAACUACCGUCGCUCCACCAGUAUUGUUCCCAGCUUUUUUGAACGGUCUCUCUGCUCCGUCUCUCUCCGUUUGA
This is a messenger RNA of Caenorhabditis briggsae, 756 nucleotides long. RefSeq names its product Protein CBR-DMD-9 (gene Cbr-dmd-9). Gene Ontology annotation, molecular function: DNA-binding transcription factor activity, RNA polymerase II-specific; RNA polymerase II cis-regulatory region sequence-specific DNA binding. Gene Ontology annotation, cellular component: nucleus. Gene Ontology annotation, biological process: sex differentiation; regulation of transcription by RNA polymerase II. Bases 1 to 756 code for a protein of 251 amino acids. NCBI's taxonomy places the organism in Eukaryota, Metazoa, Nematoda, Chromadorea, Rhabditida, Rhabditidae. The record is from RefSeq and is a predicted model, not a curated record. The transcript is spliced from 4 exons.